Acanthosepion pharaonis is the source of this 906-nucleotide messenger RNA. Lineage: Eukaryota; Metazoa; Mollusca; Cephalopoda; Sepiida; Sepiidae. The record is from the annotation of a GenBank genome assembly.
AUGGCCACCAUUUUGAGCUUUGUCUUUACUUUGCUCUUUCACUCUCUUUUUCCGUUUAACUUCAUCGACUUUCUUUUCUUUCUUUUGCGCACUCUCUCCGUCGCAUUUUUGUCGUUGCUUUUGUUGCUGUUUUUUUCCUUCUUUCUUUCUACAAUUUCUUUUUCUGUGUACACACCCGCUACUUAUUCUCCCCUAAAACAUGUUGCGGUUUUCACCAAACUCCUAUUCUCUCCCCACUAUUAUCUUAACAUACACUCUCGUACACACCCACCUUCCUUACUGAAUCGUCAAAUACACAUCACUUCUAACCAUCGUCUUUCUGUCCGCCUUCUUUUUCUCUCUAUUUCUAUCCUCUCUCUACUAUUCUCUCGCUUUCUCUAUCUCUCUCUCUCUCUCUCUCUCUCUCUCUAUCUAUCUAUCUAUCUAUCUAUCUAUCUAUCUAUUUGUGAAAGCUUCUUUCUCAAUCAUCGUGUACUUUAUAGUUUUGCUAACGCCAUUCUCUUCUCUCUCUCUCUCUCUCUCUCUCUCUAUCUCUCUAUUUUCUAUUCUCCUUCUUUUUCUAUUUACUCUCCUUUUUUCUCUUUCUCCGGUCUACACAAAAAACACGUCAUUUCAUUUUGCAUCCCUUCUGCAUUUCCUAGUGUUAUUUCCCUUUCCUUGUCACACUCAAUUCUUUUUCUUUUUAUGUUCCUUGAUUUCUUUCAAGACUUUCCUCUAGCUUCUUUUAAUCAGCCUCGUUUUGGUUCCCUUCCUUAUUUCUACAACGAACGUGACUUUUUCUUUCUCCAUUUUUCUUUCUUUAACGAUUAUCAUUCAAUGUUUCCAGUGUUCUGUUAUGUCUUCAUCAGCUCCUUCUCCUUUCUCCCUUAUUUCUCCUCAUCCUUCUAUUUUCCUUCUUUCUCCUAG